CGGUCCCAGCCACUCUUUUCGGCGCGUGCGGAGUGGUAGAAGAGACGCCCGGUGUGCAGGCAUGGAUCCCAGCAGCCGGUGGCGGAACUUGCCCAGCGGGCCCAGCCUGAAGCAUUUGACCGACCCUUCUUACGGGAUCCCGCGGGAACAGCAAAAGCCAGCAUUGCAGGAGCUGACGCGGGCGCACGUCGAGUCCUUCAACUACGCCGUGCGCGAGGGGCUCAGCCACGCGGUGCAGGCCAUCCCGCCUUUUGAAUUCACUUUCAAAGAUGAGAGGAUUUCUCUUACCAUUGUGGAUGCUGCCAUCAGCCCACCCACGGUUCCAAAAGGGAGCAUCUGCAAAGAGCUCAACGUUUACCCAGCAGAGUGCCGGGGCCGGAGGAGCACCUACCGGGGAAAGCUGACAGCUGAUAUCAGCUGGGCAGUGAAUGGAAUCUCAAAAGGAAUCAUCAAACAGUUUCUUGGCUAUGUUCCCAUCAUGGUGAAAUCCAAGCUUUGCAACUUGUACAGCCUUUCUCCAAGAGCCCUCAUCGAGCACCAUGAGGAAGCGGAGGAAAUGGGAGGCUAUUUUAUAAUCAAUGGCAUUGAAAAAGUCAUCCGAAUGUUGAUUAUGCCUCGCAGAAAUUUCCCCAUUGCAAUGGUAAGGCCAAAAUGGAAAAGCAGAGGGCCUGGCUAUACUCAGUAUGGAGUUUCAAUGCACUGUGUGAGGGAAGAACACUCUGCUGUCAAUAUGAACCUUCACUACUUGGAAAAUGGCACGGUUAUGUUGAACUUUAUUUACCGGAAAGAACUGUUUUUUCUUCCUUUGGGAUUUGCACUGAAGGCCCUUGUCAGCUUUUCCGAUUAUCAGAUUUUUCAGGAGCUCGUCAAAGGGAAGGAGGAUGACUCUUUCUUGAGGAACUCUGUUUCUCAGAUGUUAAGGAUUGUGAUGGAAGAGGGAUGUGCCACCCAGAAACAGGUCCUUAACUACCUGGGUGAACGCUUCAGAGUAAAAGUCAAUCUUCCCGACUGGUACCCAAAUGAACAAGCUGCAGAGUUUCUGUUCAACGAGUGCAUCUGUAUCCACCUGAAAUCCAACACCGAAAAGUUUUACCUGCUUUGUCUCAUGACCCGGAAGCUCUUUGCUUUAGCCAAAGGCGAGUGCAUGGAGGAGAAUCCCGACAGUUUAGUGAAUCAAGAGGUCCUGACCCCAGGUCAGCUCUUCCUCAUGUUUCUAAAGGAAAAAUUGGAAGCUUGGUUGGUGUCUAUUAAGAUAGCUAUAGAUAAGAAGGCUCAGAAAACCAGUGUGUCCUUAAACACUGAAAAUUUGAUGAAGAUUUUAAAUCUGGGAAUAGACCUCACCAAGCCAUUCGAAUACCUUCUUGCUACUGGGAAUCUACGUUCUAAAACAGGUCUUGGCUUCCUGCAGGAUUCUGGACUCUGUGUCGUGGCUGACAAGCUGAACUUCAUACGCUACCUCUCCCACUUCCGCUGUGUGCACAGAGGGGCUGAUUUUGCCAAGAUGCGGACGACCACGGUGCGCAGGCUACUGCCGGAGUCCUGGGGCUUCCUCUGCCCCGUGCAUACCCCUGAUGGGGAGCCCUGUGGUCUGAUGAACCACUUAACCGCCACGUGCGAGGUCGUCACCCAGUUCGUGUAUACAGCCUCCAUUCCAGCUUUGCUCUGCAGCUUGGGGGUCACUCCCGUGGACAGUGCGCCACAUCGGCAGUACAGCGAGUGCUACCCUGUCCUCCUGGAUGGCGUCAUGGUUGGCUGGGCAGACAAGGAGCUCGCUCCUAGCAUCGCUGACUCCCUCCGAUAUUUUAAGGUGUUGAGAGAAAAAAGAAUUCCUCCCUGGAUGGAGGUGGUCCUGAUCCCCAUGACAGGAAAACCAAGUCUGUACCCAGGAUUGUACCUUUUCACCACGCCUUGCAGACUGGUGCGGCCUGUGCAGAACCUGGGAUUAGGCAGAGAAGAACUAAUUGGAACUAUGGAACAGAUCUUCAUGAAUGUUGCCAUCUUUGAGGAUGAGGUUUUGGCUGGAGUUACCACCCACCAGGAGCUCUUCCCUCACAGCCUGCUGAGUGUGAUCGCCAACUUCAUCCCGUUCUCCGACCACAACCAGAGUCCGAGGAACAUGUACCAGUGCCAGAUGGGUAAGCAAACCAUGGGCUUUCCUCUUCUCACGUUUAAAGACCGAUCAGAUAAUAAACUGUAUCGGCUUCAGACUCCACAAAGCCCUCUAGUGAGACCGUACAUGUAUGAUUAUUAUGACAUGGAUAACUACCCAAUUGGGACAAAUGCCAUUGUUGCUGUCAUUUCUUACACUGGCUAUGAUAUGGAAGAUGCCAUGAUUCUGAAUAAGGCCUCUUGGGAGCGAGGCUUUGCCCAUGGAAGUGUCUACAAGUCUGAGUUCAUAGAUCUGUCUGAAAAAAUUAAACAAGGUGAUGACAGUCUGGUGUUUGGCGUCAGACCUGGUGACCCACGGGUUGCGCAGAAGCUGGAUGAUGAUGGAUUGCCGUUUGUUGGAGCACAGCUGCAGUAUGGAGAUCCGUAUUAUAGCUACCUGAACCUCAACACCGGGGAAAGCUUUGUGGUGUACUAUAAGAGUAAAGAAAAUUGUAUUGUGGAUAACAUCAAGGUGUGUGGUAAUGACACCGGAAGUGGCAGGUUCAAGUGUGUUUGCAUCACGAUGCGAGUCCCUCGGAACCCAACUAUUGGGGAUAAAUUUGCCAGUCGUCAUGGGCAGAAGGGCAUCUUGAGCAGGUUGUGGCCGGUGGAGGACAUGCCAUUUACAGAGAGCGGGAUGGUCCCGGACAUUCUGUUCAAUCCUCACGGUUUUCCAUCCCGCAUGACCAUCGGUAUGUUGAUCGAGAGCAUGGCAGGAAAGUCUGCAGCUUUGCACGGUCUCUGCCAUGAUGCUACACCCUUCAUCUUCUCAGAAGAGAACUCAGCCCUGGAAUACUUUGGUGAGAUGCUGAAGGCUGCCGGCUACAACUACUAUGGCACCGAGAGAUUGUACAGUGGCAUCAGUGGGCUGGAGCUGGAGGCAGACAUCUUCAUAGGCGUGGUUUAUUACCAACGCUUACGCCACAUGGUCUCGGACAAAUUCCAAGUGAGAACAACAGGAGCCAGAGACAGAGUCACUAACCAGCCUAUUGGGGGAAGAAACGUCCAGGGUGGAAUCCGUUUUGGGGAGAUGGAGCGGGAUGCUCUCUUAGCACAUGGUACAUCUUUUCUCCUUCACGACCGCCUCUUCAACUGCUCGGAUCGGUCGGUGGCCCACGUGUGUGUGAAAUGUGGCAGUCUGCUCUCCCCGUUGUUGGAGAAGCCACCCCCGUCGUGGUCCGCCAUGCGCAACAGAAAGUACAGCUGCUCUCUGUGUAAUCGCACUGACACCAUCGACACGGUUUCCGUGCCUUAUGUCUUUCGGUAUUUUGUGGCUGAACUGGCAGCUAUGAACAUCAAAGUGAAACUGGAUAUCGUUUAAUUUGAUGCUGGCCUUUGGGUCAGGAUCACUGUUGGGUUAAAACAGAAUGUAACUUUGUAACUUUAGUUCAGUGAGGCUAUUGAUGGGUUACUUGGGAGCUUUUCAAGGUUUUCAGAGCUCUCAGCCAAGACCCGACAACUAAGAAUUUGGUUUCUGAGUUUCUCUGUCAUAAUUACUACUGAAGAUCAUUUUCAGUAUAUUUGCUCAGAGAUUCCAUAAGUAUCUUUUUUUAAAAUAGUACAUUGAUAAAAAGGAAAUUCAGGGAAAAGUCUUUCCAACCCCAUGUUCUUUUAUCCUGCUUUUACCAGCAGUGACUCUCAGACCUUUAUUUGUCCAUGUGGAGCACAGCAGCCCAGUAUAAAUACAGUAUAAGUCAUAUGUGUAACUUUAUAUUUUCUUAUAUCCACAUUAAAGUAAUAACAAGAGGUAGGACUGUUUUUAACAGCUUUGUUGGAGUGAAAUUGUUACACAAAAAAGGCACCUAUUUAAUGAAUAUAAUCUAGUGGCUUGAACAGAAGCAUACACCUGUGAAGGACCACCACAAUCAUGGUAAUAAACACCACCUCCAGAAGUUU
This is a messenger RNA of Phacochoerus africanus (Common warthog), 4044 nucleotides long. RefSeq names its product RNA polymerase I subunit B (gene POLR1B). The transcript has 15 exons. Gene Ontology annotation, biological process: DNA-templated transcription. Lineage: Eukaryota; Metazoa; Chordata; Mammalia; Artiodactyla; Suidae. Gene Ontology annotation, molecular function: DNA-directed RNA polymerase activity; ribonucleoside binding; DNA binding. Bases 62 to 3469 code for a protein of 1135 amino acids. Gene Ontology annotation, cellular component: nucleus; RNA polymerase I complex. The record is from RefSeq and is a predicted model, not a curated record.